AGAAUGGGAAACAAGCAGACGAAGAAGAAAAAGUAAAAACCGAGAGAAAAAUAAGGGCACGCAACUCUCAUUCCUCCUAAUUCCAAUGAUGUCCAUAACGACGGCAUGUUAUCCUUAACAUUUACCUGAAGCUCCACUGAAAGGGUAUUCAUUCAAAAUACUAACUGACUGCAGAAGCCGGACGCGGGAGAAUAUAGCAAGUCUUCUUCCCUCAGCGGGAGACUGCUGCUGCUGCUGCUGCUGCCUGCCGACCGAGGAGCCAGAAAGAGCAGAGACAGAACAGAGGAGGGAGACAGGAUGACAUAUGUAUGGUUCUCGCUACUGCCACUAGGCGGAGCUGGUGUGGUCUCGAUGGGACGGUGAAGAUAGCGUUAUCAGAAAGAAGGUUAUCUACCAUCUCCACGCUGUGAUAACCUCCUCUCUCUCUCUCAUUAUUUCCAAACAAAACAAACGCACCCGCUAUAAUAGCCAGUGUGGCUCUCUAUAGACGCCAGGAGCAGAGUGCUUAAUGGCAGAAGGACGGACCUGCGAUGACGGUCCUGACGCCGCAGUUGCGCUCGUCGAUCUACGCGGAUUUUGACGUCCUUCUCAGCAUUCGGUCUUGUAUUGAUGCUCCGGGUGUCAUUUGUGCCGUGUCCUCCAUUGCGUCCUUCGAGUGGCAGUGUUCUUUAUUCCGGUGCUCCUCCGAAGGCAACGGGCUCUGCGGUUACAACCCUCGGUGACCGUCGGAGAGUGGAUAGGCGACCCUCCUCCAGCAGGUGAAUUUUGGAGAAUCCGUAGGUGAAGUGCCACCCUGAAACUCGCCCCCUCUCCCGCCCCCGCCCCCUCCCCCUCCUCCUCCCCAACAGCCCCAUCACAUACACGCACACAAUAUGCCUUUCUCCCCCUUCCCCCGAAGCAACUAACCUCUGCCUCUUCCCCCCACCCACGCUCACGCACCUACCCCAGUGGCAUCCGGACAGAACAAACGUAAACAAACCGUGAGGCGGGCGGCCAUAAGAGUGGAGUUUCUGUGGCGGCGACUCGCGCACGAGCACUUACGAAUAGCGUGGCAAAAUAUUCGUAAUAGCUGAAGGAAGGACCCUGACGGUAAAUCAGUACGGGUCAAGCGGUGUCGGACAGUGCUAAGUGAUGAAUGUAGAGAGAAGACAGUGACAAGAAAGUACCGGCCAAAGAGCACAGAGCCAGGAAAAACAUGACAGACUCCCACUAGAUACCAUCUCGCUUCAUGAUAAUGCCGAUGAUAACGGAGAUAAGGAGUAACGGUCACGCCCUUGUCGUCUCCGUAACGUGUCCACCGACUACUGCAACGUGGAUUCAUCCUUCCCGGUGGCCAUUGGUGCUGGAGUGGCUGUAGGAGUCUACAGCCGACUUCUCUUGUAUACAAUCUCUUGAAGGGUAAAACUACGUAAAGAAGAACCAUAAUGAAAGACUUCACAUAGAAAAACAAGCGUUUAGAUGGAGUAAACGGGAGACGAAAUGAAGAAGAAAAAUGAAAACAAAAUAACAACUUGGUAUAAGUUAAUGAUAUGAUUCAUCUUGCGAUUAAGAACCAAUAAGACGGAGUUUCCAACUGUUUCAUGAGAGCUCGUCAGUGAAAUAUUGACUUCAAACGAAACCAAUGUAUAGGGCAAUUAAGUCACAGCAAAACAAAAAUAGGGUUUGCCAUAGAAAAUCUUGCAAGGGACACAAAGUAAUGAAAAAUCACUCAAUCGGGUAAGAAAACAAGUGCUCAUUUGCAUAAUACGAUUUAAAAAGAAAAACCAGAGUAUCUUCAAAAACUGAUGGUUGCCUUUCUCUCAGAUAAAGGUUGUAAAAUCAUUCUUAUCUCCUGAUGGUCUCUUUUUCUUUUCUUAUUUUUCCCUUGUUCUAGAUCAAGUGACAAGAUAAUGGUUACGUUCCGUCGAGAUUCGAAAGUUUUCUGCUGCAAUAUAGAUUCGGACUUUCAGCCAUCAAAGAUGGACAGAUAAUGCAAAAUGGUGGUGAUGGUGUAAAAGAGGAAGAAAGAGGGUAAGAAAAAAGUGUAAAAUGAAAGAAAAAAGGACCAAAGCAAAAAAUACCAAAUAAGAAAAAAUGAUUGGUUGUGAACGCUGUCAUCGUGAACAUUAAACGUCAUCUCGAAGUCGUUCUUUGUUGACGCAGAGCUAUUGAUGAAUGAUCCCUGAUAUAACACUGAUCUGUGGAGAUAGUGUGUUAGGAGAGAAAUUGAUGUGAGACACACAAACGCCAUCUGCCGAAGAGUGUUUUUGCUACUUAGCUUACCGGAGGAUGAAAUCGUCCUUCAAGGCUUUUCUCAUUUAAGGAAACAGAAUGAGUUCAAACGGCCGAGUGAUGCCAGAUGACGCCAAAAACUAAUUCUCUGAAAAAGGCGACCGUGAAACCUUCAUCCUCUAGUGACAAAAUCGAGUGAAAAUAGACGAAGUCAUGAUUAUAAAGUUGAAUUUCAGUGAUGGAACUACUUUCAGAAAUUCAGCAACCUCUGUGAGAUUACAUAAACGCUUUUAGUGACCACUUGCGAGAUAACGCAUGCGCACGAUUAUUUUGUGACUGAAGAAGCACCAUGGAGGACGACACCCACACCUGGUACCCGGAAGAGGAGGAUCAUGGAGCGCAUUCGGGACUCGAGGGUUGUCCCACCCCGCUCCUGAAAGUGGAGUCGUCCUGUGUCGGGGGGAAUAACGGAUCGAGUCUCGAUGCCCAGGAUUCGGCAGAACUCCCUCCGUCCCACAGGAUACCCUCCGACAUGGACACAGAGUCACAAAUACCGCUCAGUGAGGUCAUGGGAAAUCCUCACGCAGUUGACCAUCAAGGGGCAUUGCUCCCUCCGGCGGAGGUAGACAGGUUCUUCACCUCCUUAGACUCGACCGGAAGGGACCACAGAGCGAGAUAUUAUCCUCACGCCCACAGCCCCUCCGCAGCACAUUCUCUGCAGCAGUAUUCCCAGUCCACCCAUGGUCGGGUGAGUGGAGGAAGUCCUGUGAGGCCCCACUACCCAACUCCCCUCCACGCCUCUUGGUUUCCUGAACAUACUAGAACCGUGGGCGUAGGUGGCCUAGGCGUAAACGGGGGUCUGACACACACGCCUACAGUCUCGUGGGUUCCUCCUCUCUCAAGGGCUCCGCCACAAGCGCCUCUCCAUCCCACUCACCUCUUCACGUUCCCGCCCACGCCCCCGAAGGACGCCACUCCAGACCCCGUUGUCGGGGCCACCGUUGCCACCCAUGACUACAGUCUGGUGACCUCAUCUAACAGCCAAAUCCACCCACCACCAGCCCUUGAGGUCGCCAUGGGCGAGCUCAAGUCUGGACCUCCUCCCUUACUCCCCGUCCACCCAAUGGGCAUCUUGGGCGUCUCCAAACGCGAAGGUAGCGACGAAUACAGCCUCCUCACUGAUCCACCUUUGCCCCAUCAUCACCAACAACUUACUCAUAUCUCUUCUUGUGCGCCACACGUUGACCCAUCCUCCUCAUCCGCCCCCUCAAUCAUUUCCCAUCAAAUGGACGAUUAUGUCCUUCACUCCUCCUCACUCUCAACCACUUCCCCCGUCAUGGCUACAACCGCUUUCACAACCUCGACCUCUUCCUCCACCUCCUCCUCCUCCUCCUCAAACACUCCCUCGAUAGGAGCUUACGAAGCCUAUCUUCCGGCUCACGAGGACGUUUACUAUCCCACCGCCCCCGAUCCCCCUCCAACUCCCGGACGCGAUCCAUCAUCCAACAACCCAUCAUCCGCCUCGAAGAAUAAAACUAAAACCAAGACCAACACGGAGGGUCGGGAAUGCGUCAACUGCGGAGCGACGUCGACGCCCCUUUGGCGUCGGGACGGCAACGGCCACUACUUGUGCAACGCCUGCGGCCUCUACUACAAGAUGAACGGCCAGAACAGACCGCUCAUCAAACCCAAGCAGCGAAUGUCGGCCCAGCGGAGGGCGGGAACCAGCUGUGCCAACUGCAAGACUUCCACCACCACCUUGUGGAGGCGCAACCCAAAUGGAGAACCUGUCUGCAAUGCUUGCGGACUCUACUACAAACUUCACAACGUAAAUCGACCGUUAACCAUGAAGAAGGAAGGGAUCCAGACCAGGAAUCGGAAGCUGAGUUCCAAAUCCAAGAAGAAGAAAGGAAUGAUGGGCUUUCCCGAUAUGCUGAAGCCAUUAGACAAAAGUGGCUUCGUUGGCCUUGGGACCAGCGGGUCAGGCUUUGGGUCCAUGUCCCAUUAUAUGUAUGGCAGCCAAAUGCACACCUCCUCGGUCACGGGGGGGUUCAUGCCCUCAGCCCCUCCUAUGCCCACCAUGUCCACUAGUCUAGGAGGCCUGGCACUCUCAUCGACAUCGCAGAUUCAGAUACCAUCCAAUUUCAGUUUACAGUCCCCAACGAAUGGUUGGCGUUCAGACUACACAUGACGAGACCUGGGAUCGCUGGCCUGAUAUGGAGGGUAACGAAAAUGUUCCCCACAAGAAAGUAGCUGCGUCAGAUUCAGUUUAAUACUUUCAGUUUGAGAGGUUUUCGUGGUGAUUCUACGUGAGAGAUCCAGACUGUAUCUGUUCAUAUCUGAAAGAUCUUUAUGGAGGAUUUCGGUCACAUCUCAAGAAGUAUCAGCACUGCUGAUUUUAGCACAUGGAUACAUGCUAUAACUGAUGUAUACUUGUGGUCGAAUAAAGCCACAACUUAAGGAAGCACAAAUACAGUUCCUGGUUGCUCUGAGGGACAGCAGUAUAGCUCCAUUGCUCUGAGUAACGCCAGGGAAAUAUAACUAGGCUAAUGCAAAAUUGUAUUUUAUAACACCACUACGAGUGCUGUUUCCCCCAGUGUCUCAGACAUUUCUGGAGCUACCAUCUUUAAGAGAAAAGUGGUAAACAUAAGGAACAGUAGAUACUAAAUCGAAGGAUUAAUAUCUGUGAAAUGGAUGAAAAACUGAAAGAACGAAAAGUUCUCGAACAAAUAUCUAAAAGUUAAGUACUAUUCAUUCCGAUGAUUACUGUCGCAAGUCGUACAGAAGACAAAGACAGAUUUGCAGUGAAUGUGAGCUGGUUUACCGAUAUUAAGGCUGUUUUUGUAAGUGCAAUCUGUGUUUCACUGUUUAAGUCUUUUGUCACGUAAAGAGUGUGUUGGUUAAAUAUACAUCAAAAUAUAAAAAAGAAAGAAAAAAAAAACACUUCCUCCUAAAUUUGGAGUCGUGUAUCAAAUAUAACGAUUAUUAUUUUGGAUACACAUUUUGCACAAUACACUUGUACAUGACACGCAAACGAAGAGACUUCAUUGAGGUUAGGAGUAUCUAUAUGAUGAAUAGUCAGUCACAACCUCAACUGAUUUAUGCACAAAUAAAACUACGCAGCAAGAUCAUCUAAAUCCUAAAACUACACGAACUGGUAAACAGAUGUUUCUCUUUCAGGGUAAAAGAGGGCUAACGUCAAUUUUAUCUAAGUUUUCUGAAG
This is a messenger RNA of Macrobrachium nipponense, 5434 nucleotides long. RefSeq names its product GATA-binding factor 1-A-like. The transcript has 7 exons. The record is from RefSeq and is a predicted model, not a curated record. Gene Ontology annotation, molecular function: zinc ion binding; RNA polymerase II cis-regulatory region sequence-specific DNA binding; DNA-binding transcription factor activity, RNA polymerase II-specific. Bases 2561 to 4402 code for a protein of 613 amino acids. Gene Ontology annotation, biological process: cell fate commitment; negative regulation of transcription by RNA polymerase II; positive regulation of transcription by RNA polymerase II. Gene Ontology annotation, cellular component: nucleus. NCBI's taxonomy places the organism in Eukaryota, Metazoa, Arthropoda, Malacostraca, Decapoda, Palaemonidae.